AUGGAUGCCAUUGCUGAUAGGGCCUUUGAGAAUGUGCCUUCUGGAAAUGUGCUGAAGGAACAAGACGAGACGCCAUCUUUGCUAACGGUGAUCUUGGAUCUAAACCCUCUACAAUGGAGAUCUUUGAAGGCAGACAUUACGCUCAAAGACAUAUCGAAAUCUCUGCUUGUUAUGUUGAACUCGCAUCUCUCUUUGAACAGUUCGAACACUGUAGCUGUGCUUAGUUCGAACAGCUACAAAAGUGGGGCCCAGUGGAUAUAUCCGAAACCCCUUGAGACGGACGACACAGAGACAGCAAAACAAAGAUCUCAUGCGCAUCUCGUGAAUCCCACGAUGUACCGUGGUUUCAGAAUAAUCAACGAUUCGGUUCUGGAGGAAAUCAGCUCGAUUCUUGACAUGGAGCCAGACAGAUUCCAGGAUAUAGGAAAGAGAGGAAAAGAUGAUUCUAAGGGAAAAGUCAAGGGCACUUUGGUUGGUGCGCUUUCAAUGGCAUUGACCUAUAUCAACCGUGUUCAGAACACCAACGACAGCACAUCCAUCAAGUCCAGGAUUCUCAUAGUGAGCACCAGUGAUGACUUGACACUGCCCUAUAUCUCCAUGAUGAACUGCACAUUUGCAGCUCAAAAAAUGAAAGUUUCCAUUGAUGUAUGCAAACUGGGAACAGACUCCACAUUUCUACAACAGGCGUGUGAUUCAACCAAUGGAGUCUACAUGUACAUUAACCAUCCUUCAGGUCUCAUACAAUAUCUUACGACCGCAUUGUUUAUUGAUCCAUCCCUAAGACCCAUAAUGGUGCUUCCCACCAACACGAAUAUCGACUUCAGAGCCUCGUGCUUUCUGACAAGCAAAAUCAUAGACAUAGGCUUUGUCUGCUCGGUAUGUCUGUGCAUCCUCAGUAUCGUGCCGCACGACGAAAAGUGCCCAAUCUGUCAUUCGCAGUUCGACCCCAAAAUCGUGAAAACUCUCAAAGCAAAACCCCGGACACUCCCACUAAUACGAAAGAAAAGGAAACUGGACUCGGGUGCUGGUGCUAGUGAGGAGACAGAUACCAGUAGAGCAGCUACCCCGGCCAAAUGA
Molecule: messenger RNA, 1077 nt
Organism: Kuraishia capsulata CBS 1993
Lineage: Eukaryota; Fungi; Ascomycota; Pichiomycetes; Pichiales; Pichiaceae
Exons: 3
Coding region: 1-1077 (358 amino acids)
Biological process (GO): regulation of DNA-templated transcription; nucleotide-excision repair
Cellular component (GO): transcription factor TFIIH holo complex; transcription factor TFIIH core complex
Source: RefSeq, a predicted model, not a curated record